Lucilia cuprina (Australian sheep blowfly) is the source of this 915-nucleotide messenger RNA. RefSeq lists its product as uncharacterized. The transcript has a single exon. Bases 1 to 915 code for a protein of 304 amino acids. NCBI's taxonomy places the organism in Eukaryota, Metazoa, Arthropoda, Insecta, Diptera, Calliphoridae. The record is from RefSeq and is a predicted model, not a curated record.
AUGCAGCAAAUGUGGCUCGACAAAAUAGACUGGGACGAACAUAUAAAACCUGUGGCUCUACAAAAAUGGAAGACUUUCAUUUCUAAUUAUAAUGAGAUUGAUACAAUUAAUCUUGAUCGUUGGGUUCAAUAUACGCCUAGUUCUUAUAUUGAAUUUCAUGGCUUUUGUGACUCUUCUGAGUUAGCUUACGCAGCUACACUAUAUAUACGUAUAAUGAAUGGUGAUAAAGUUUACGUUAAUCUUCUUAUUGGCAAGACAAAAGUGGCUCCAGUUAAAAGGCUUUCUUUGCCACGUUUAGAGUUAUGUGGCGCAGUUCUUUUAGCCAAUUUAGUAAACAGCGUAAUCCCCAAUUUCAAAUUGCAUACGUAUAACUUAUAUUUGUGGUCCGAUUCGACAAUAGUUCUUGCUUGGUUACGAAAACCGCCAUGUAAUUGGAAAACAUUUGUGGCAAAUAGGGUAGCUACAAUAUUAGAAAAAGUAGGAAACAAAAAUUGGUUUCACGUAGCUUCUAAUCACAAUCCUGCCGAUCUAGCAACCCGGGGGCUGAUACCUUCGGAUUUAAGAGAAAGCAAACUUUGGUGGCAUGGUCCCGAUUGGCUCCGGUUGAAUAAAUCGUCGUGGCCCGAAGGUUCAUUGGAAUUCGAAAAAGUAGAAGAAUCGAAACAAGUCCAAGUUAAUAUUGCUAGAUCUGCUGAACGAGAAGAUAUACUGGACCGUUUCUCGAGUUUGCCCAGAGCAUAUCACGUUAUUGCUUACAUAUUUAGAUUUUUCAACCUUGCGAGCAAAAGCAGACAUAAAAGCUGUAAUUACGAAUCUGUUAGAAUUUCGGCUCAAGAACUCGUAUUUGUACGAAAUCGGCUAUUUUUUCUUUCUCAACAGUCGCACUUUUCUAGUGAGUUUAGUUGUUUAUCAUAA